AUGCAGGGCGGAUCACUCUUCCGUGUUGGCAUCGAUGUCGAGUUUUGGCGGGUGCUGAUCCAUUUGAGCAUCUUGGCGUUCUGUCUCGUUCUUUUCGAGGCAGCACUCCACCACGUAGAACGAAAGCUCUCUCGCUAUGACAAGUACCAUCACAUGCUUCGGAAGGCCUAUCGAGAACUCAUGGCUCUUGGUUUACUGAGUCUUGGCCUUAAACUUCUCAAGGAAGUGCCGGGUAUCCACCCCGAUGGCAAGACAAUGCUAGCGUUCCAAGUGGCCGACUUGACCAUCUUUAUCUUUGCCCUUGCUCUCAUUCUGCAAGCGAUUGUUGUCUUCACGCAGCUCCGCAAGCACAACAAAGAAUCCGACCAAACUGAGCUCAUCACAGCGCAAGACUUGGUCAACACGAUGCGGCCACCGGCUGGAACGCUGCCACUCGAAGCCUUUACGCAAACGAGAGCGCCGAGAUGGUUUUGCUGGACGAGAAAAUCUGCCAAAGGAUUUGACCUGGAAGUCGUCGAGCGUCGACUGCUUCGUCACUUGUUUCUACGGCGCUUUGGGCUGCCGCAGCUCUUCCCGUUCUCCAAGUACCUUCGUCGAGCUCAAGCCAACCAGAUCUCGCACAUGAUUGAAGUCGAGCCAUCCAUGUGGGUGCUCUUGCUGGCAGUGGCUUGGACGCUCUGUGGCUUUCUCGAUGCUCUCAAAGAACUGGACGUGGAUCUCCCUGAAAAACAUGAGCUCGUUGAAGUGUUUGUUGUAUUUGCCUGGGUGUUGGUGAUCCUACACAUUGUGGUGCUGCUGUGCUUCCGCGCGUGUGUUCACCAGCUUCUCGUCGCUGCUGGGUAUAGCAAAGACCAGUCGACGCUAGUUGACAACCUCCGCUCCAUCGCGGAAGAAGAAGCUGCUGCCUCGCGCAUGGAAGCAGCGGACACUGCUUUAUGCACCAUGAACCGUGUCCACGAAGUACUUGAAGAGAUUCAGGAUAGUCGCAAUGCCGAGCGUCACGUUUUACUACGAAAAGACGUUGGCUUGCAGCUCGUGGCAACCUGUUGCCGCAAAAUGAACGAACCGUACACGGGUAUUAGCAUCAGCCGCACACCAAGCGGGGUACAGAUUGGGACCCCAAACAUCCACAUCCGAUUCUUUUCACGCAAGGCGUGGCAUGUCGCGGUGAUGUUCAUGCUGAUUCUUAACGGGUUCUUCAUUGCUCUGCUUGUGCAGUGCGCCGUGUACGACCUGACCAAUAUCUACAUGGAGUUUGGACUAGUUCAAGCCAUUGUGGUUCCGCUCCCUUUGAUUCUCAACACUUUUGUGUUUCAGCAGCAAAUGUUCCGCUAUUUCGUGACCGUCUGCAGCAUCCUUCGUGUAGACGCCCAUACGUUAGGCGAGGUGGUGAACCAUUUCAGCGAGAUUGUGGAGUUACGGUCCGAGUUUGCGUCGUCCUUGCUCGACUGCUUGAAGGAACGGGACUACACGAUCAUCGACUUGCACCGAGAACUCCGUGCUUAUGACCCACAGCAGACUGGGAUGAUCGACGUGAACCGACUUCGAUCGGUUUUAGCACUACUUGGCUACCGCUUGACCCGCUUUCGCUUCAAUAGUGUCGCAAUGAUGCUCUUUGAGCUCAAUGGCACCCGAGUCGAGUAUGGCCAAUUGCUGCACCUGCUGAUCCUUGCACAUAACGAAGCUAUCAGUGACAGUGGCGGCCGCACAAGUCAGCGGCGCCAGCACCCGCUCUUGAGGCGGAGCAUCGCUUCCUACGACGACUGUCAACGUCCAAGCUCACGAACAAACCGAUCCAGCUCGCAGACCUCACGCGAAGUACCUUUACUACCUCAACCGAGCUCGGGCAUUGCACCUGGCUCGAGUGAUUUCGUCAUUUUGGCCACACCGGGCUCGCGUCGAGUCUCGGUCUCUAGAAUAUCCGAGUUGCACUCGAGCACGACUGUCGAACAGACUCAUGGACGGACUCCAGUGUUACAUCGCAGCUACGCCUAUCAGUUCCCUAGCUCGAGAUCUCGAGGGCUUCAAGACGCUUUUAGUUUCUACAAAGGCCCCUACGCCCAGGUGGACUCGACUUUGGUCUAA
Messenger RNA from Peronospora matthiolae, 2085 nucleotides. Lineage: Eukaryota; Oomycota; Peronosporomycetes; Peronosporales; Peronosporaceae. The record is from the annotation of a GenBank genome assembly.